CUGUUUAUUGUUUAUUACUGAAAUAAAAAGAAAGCAUUGCUGCUGCUGAUCAAAGACGAAAACGCUCUGGUGACCAGUGGGGUCGGGAAUGGGUGAAUAACCGAUGAAGUCUUUCUCUGACUCGCCAGUACCGUCGCAAGAUGGCGACAGAGAAGAUUUUCUUCGACGAGACGAUUCCGUUCCAACUACCAUAGAAGAAGAAAAGGGCGGAAGUUAGCCUCGCUUAAAAUCUAAGACGACGUCAACAAAAGCGACGGAGAGAACCCCACAAACAUGUUGAAAAAUGUGGUUCGGGAGCGCCUGAACGAGGCCGCCGAUGAAAUCUGCGGCCUGUUUGAAAGCAGCCUGGCGUCGUACGAGGAGCAACUUUGUCGCGCGAGAGAAGAGAACCAGAGGCAACGACGACAACUGGAAGCUGCCGCCCGAGAUCACCCGAUUCUGUGGAGCAUGCCAGGCGUCCAGCAGAUGAUUGGUCCUCCACGAGAAUUUGACCCUCCGCCGCAGGAGCGUGUUGAGCAGCAAGACGAUUUGCAUCCCGUCGUCCCUGUCAAGGAGGAAGAGGAGGAAGCCGACGUCAGCGAGUCGCCACCGACCGUCACGCUCAUCAUCGACCAGAGCCAAGACGGCCGAGAGCGAGCGGACGAAACGUCGUGGCUCAAUGGUCCUGGAGGCACCGACGCACCGCCACGUAGCCAAACUGCGGGAGAACCUCGGCGGAGCGACGCGGACCGGCCGGGAGACAGCGAAGGCUCAGAGAAGGAGCCGGCGCGCAGGAGAUGUCACGCGGCCGUCAAACCUUUUAGCUGCCCAGUUUGCGCAAAAACAUUUAUCCGAAAGGAUUAUGUGAUCACGCACAUGUGGACGCACACGGGAGAAAAGUGCUGCACUUGCUCGGUUUGCGCUAAAACUUUCACUUGUCAGCACAAUUUGAACAUCCAUAUGAGAACGCACACGGGAGAAAAGCCCUACGCUUGUCGGGUGUGCGGCGCUAAGUUCCGCCACAGGGUGUCUUUAAUCGCGCACACGGGGACGCACACGGGGGAAAAACCUUUCGCCUGCUCCGUUUGCGGUCAAAAGUAUUCGUACAAGUUCACGUUGACGGAGCACAUGCGGACGCACACCGGCGAGAAACCCUACAGUUGUGCCGAGUGCGGCCAGAGAUUCUCUCGAAAAGAACACUGGAGCAGCCACAGGAGGGCCCACACCAACGAGAAACCCUUCAGCUGCUCCGUUUGCCACAAAAGCUUUGUCAAAAAGUCCAACCUGGAAUUACACACGAGGACGCACACGGGCGACAAACGCUUCAGUUGCCCAGUGUGCGGCAAAAAAUGCACUCAAAAGUCGCAGAUGACGUCGCACAUGAGAACGCACACCGGGGAGAAACCUUUCGCCUGCUCCAUUUGCGGCGACAAAUUUACGCACAAGGUGACUUUGAUCACGCACACGGCAAGGCACACGGGAGAAAAACCUUUCAUAUGCGCGUUUUGCAACCAAAGCUUUUCUUCUAAGUAUUAUUUAAACGUACACUUGCGAUCACACAACGACAAGCAAACCAACGAGUUUCCCAACUCCAAAUUCUAAAGUACCGAGUGCCUCCGGGAAGGAGUCGCGAAGACUGGACCCAUUAAUCGCCCCGGCGUUUUCGCUCUUUUAAAUGGGCAAAAUCAAUGUAUUUAUUUGACAGUGCAAACUAUUUUUUUCCAUUUCGUUGGAACUCGUGUUGGAACACAGUAUUUGAUGAAAAUGUUAUUCAGACUUAAAAAGAACACCAAUAAAUAAGUUGGGAAUACUUGUGGUGGACAAC
Messenger RNA from Hippocampus comes (tiger tail seahorse), 1804 nucleotides. Its product is annotated as oocyte zinc finger protein XlCOF6.1-like. The transcript is spliced from 2 exons. Gene Ontology annotation, biological process: regulation of transcription by RNA polymerase II. NCBI's taxonomy places the organism in Eukaryota, Metazoa, Chordata, Actinopteri, Syngnathiformes, Syngnathidae. Gene Ontology annotation, molecular function: sequence-specific DNA binding; DNA-binding transcription factor activity, RNA polymerase II-specific. Gene Ontology annotation, cellular component: nucleus. Bases 274 to 1581 code for a protein of 435 amino acids. The record is from RefSeq and is a predicted model, not a curated record.